AUGAUUAUAUUAAAAUAUUAUAUUUUGGCAUUUUUGUUUUAUACAAUAUUAUUUAACUAUUUAAGUCUCUUAACAAAAGGAGUAAAAUUAAGCAAGCAUAGAAAUAGAAAGAAUAGUCAAUUUAAUAUUUUUUCUAAUAUAAAUAAUUUUGAAAAUACAGAAAAUAAUGUGGAGAACAAUUUAGAUAUUAAUGAUUAUUUUAAUGGCGAUAAAAAAGGAAAUGUAGAAAAUAAUAAUGUUAAAUAUCAUAAUGAAAUGAAAAAUAUAAAAAAUAAUCAUAAUGCAGACAUAAUUUAUACAACAGAUAUGAUAAAUGAAAAUAAUAAUAAUUAUGAAAAAAAAAAUGCAUUUAAUACAAAUAUAGAAAAAAAAAUUAUAUCUACAAAAAAUGGAUAUAUUACUAAUGAUUAUAUUCAUCCUCCGGAUAUUUAUUUACAAUCUUUUAAUGUAAAAAAAAAAAAUAAUAAAUCAUUAAAUAAAAAGUACAUAGAAAAUUCAAAUAUUGAAUUAAAAAAUAAAUUAAAUUAUUCAUUAAAUCCAGCAUUAACUUUAGUAGCCUCAAGAGCAGUUGAUGGAUUAUUAGGAGGAGUUCAUCAACAUAUGCAAGGGCCAUUUGCUUUGAAUCCAGAUGGAAAUAAUUCUCCACUUAGUAAUCCUAUAGUUACUCCUAAUUUGUAUCCAAGUCCUCAUAUGCCUCCCCCUAAUGUGGCUAAUGGAAUACCUCCUCCCGGUUCACCUCCAAAUAUUUCACCACCACCCCCUGGAACUCCUCCUCCAAAUGCUCCUCCAGCAGCCCCUGGUGCUCCUCCUACUCCCGUUCCUCCACCUCCUCCUAAUUCGGUGAUGUCCAAUUCUAUGAAUGCAUCUAUGCCUCUUAAUGCAAUCAGUCAAAACCCUAAUUUUAACAUUCAUCCCACUGCAUCUAAUUUGAGAGAUGAUCCUGGUAAUGUUACUUAUAAUGAGAUAGUUAGUAUAACAAUAGGUGUAGUUUUAAGUCUCCUUCUUUUUUGUUUUAUUUCUGGUUGUCUAAUUAAAAUGUGUAAACCAAAAAAAAGAAGAAGAUAA
Plasmodium relictum is the source of this 1065-nucleotide messenger RNA. Its product is annotated as conserved Plasmodium protein, unknown function. The record is from RefSeq and is a predicted model, not a curated record. Lineage: Eukaryota; Apicomplexa; Aconoidasida; Haemosporida; Plasmodiidae. Bases 1 to 1065 code for a protein of 354 amino acids. The transcript has a single exon.